Molecule: messenger RNA, 1032 nt
Organism: Eupeodes corollae
Lineage: Eukaryota; Metazoa; Arthropoda; Insecta; Diptera; Syrphidae
Exons: 2
Coding region: 1-1032 (343 amino acids)
Source: RefSeq, a predicted model, not a curated record
AUGGAUUUUUGCUUAAAAGACGACAACUAUUUGCAGUUUAAGGACAUUAUCUACAAACAAAUUUUUGGAAUGCCAAUGGGUAACCCUCUUUCGCCCACUAUUGCUGAUUUGGUAAUGGACCAUUUACUUGACGAAUGCUUAACUGAAUGUAAUGCAAAGCCAAAUUUUAUAGUGAAAUAUGUUGAUGACAUAUUUGCGGUUAUGGACAAGUAUAAAGUCGCAGACUUAUUAUUGAUCCUGAACGGAUUCCACUCCAAACUGCAGUUCACUGUUGAAAACGAAAAUAACAGUUCUAUAUCGUUCCUUGAUGUCAAAAUCCACCGUAUGGACACUCAAUUGUCGUUUGAUUGGUUUCAAAAACCAACAGCAUCAGGACGUCUGAUCAACUUCCGUGACAAAAGAUUCUACCAUUCAAAUACCAUCAAAGUGACCAAAAUUUUAAGCGACAAAGGUUUCCCGCCAGCAAUUAUUCGUGGCUUAAUUUUACAACAACAAUGCAGACGCGCUAAACAACAAAGUGAGGUUAACAACAAAGGAUACUUCAAAAGCAUUGUUUACGUUCCAAAACUGGCUGAGAGUUUUAAGCAAGUUGUCGCCAAAAACAUCCAAGAUGUCCGAUUGGCUUUUAAAUCUAACCAGACAAUUAGACACCUUUUCACCAAACUAAAGACCAAAAUAGACAGAGAUAAACGCACUGAUGUGAUUUAUAAAAUAAACUGCAAAGGCAAACCUGACGAAACAUGUAACCUUUGCUACAUCGGAACCACCAAACAAUUCUUGCGCCAAAGAUUGUCCAACCACAAAUCUGACAUCAAAAACUAUAACCUGGCUAAAACCGCAUUGGCGGCCCAUUCAAUAGACAAAGGUCAUUCUCCGGAUUUCGAUGGUGUUAAAGUUCUUCAAACGGAAAAACAUACUUCUAAGCGAUAUACACUCGAAACGCUCCAUAUCCUGAACAACAAAAACAAUAUGAAUCGCAAGCAAGACACACAGAGUAUAUCAUCUGUAUAUUACUCACUUGUUUCCUCAUAA